Strongylus vulgaris is the source of this 210-nucleotide messenger RNA. Lineage: Eukaryota; Metazoa; Nematoda; Chromadorea; Rhabditida; Strongylidae. The record is from the annotation of a GenBank genome assembly.
GAACGUGGCGAGGAUAAUGCUCGAAAAGUCCGCGUUCUUGUCAAGAAGAGUGUAGACAGUACCCAUAUGGCCGGAAACGAUACAGAAAUGGAAAGUAACCACCGUGUUGCCGUAAAUGAUAUCACUCUACUUGGUGGAAACGAUACAGUCUCGUCUGCUGGUAAUGAUACCUUAUCGGAAGUAUCCAAGAAAGAUAUCAGAAGAGCCUGA